AUGGAGACCCAACCGUGUACUGACAAACCCACCCAAGACUACCUGGGUGCAAUCAUGACAUGUACGGUAUCAUAUGGUGGUUCAAACUCUGGGUUACAAGUCGGGCUGAAUCAUGGUCACAUCACUGCACAAUUUCCCUUAGUACAAGCGGAAGCAUCGUUGAAUCAAGCGUGCCUGCGGGAUCUUCGAACGACCAAUCCCUACGAUGAUAAAGAGCGCAUCAAGAGCACCAACGGAGGGCUGCUCAAAAACUCAUACUGCUGGAUCUUAGACAACGAGGAGUUCAAAAAGUGGCAAGACAAUCAGACCAAUCAUCUCCUCUGGAUCAGAGGUGAUCCCGGCAAAGGCAAGACAAUGCUGCUGUGUGGUAUCAUUGACGAGGUAACACGAUUAAAUGUGGGUUCUGCGAAUAUCUCAUUCUUUUUCUGUCAGGCUACCGACGUGCGAAUCAAUAGUGCGACAAAGAAGAACCCAUCUCUUCUCUCCCACGUGCGGGGUCGAUACGACCAAGCGGGCAAGGCCCUAUUUGAGGACAUAAAUGCAUGGAGUGCGCUCUCGGCCAUCUUUACGGACAUUCUGAAAGACCCGUCUUUGAACAGUGCCUAUCUAAUCAUUGAUGCCUUAGACGAGUGCACAAAUGGUCUUCGUUCCCUUCUGGACUUGAUCAUCCAAGAGUCAUCAGCCCACCCACAGAUAAAGUGGAUCGCCUCUAGCCGUAACUGGCCUGAAAUCAUUGAGCGCCUUGAUAUUGCAACCGAGAUCACUCUGAUCUCAUUGGAGCUAAACGAGGCAUCUGUGUCCGAAUCUGUCAAUAGAUUCAUUGAGCACAAGGUUCACUCUUUGGCGAAGGUGAAAAGAUAUAAAGGUGACACCCGUGACACGAUCUGCCGUCACUUGUCGUUAAACUCGCAAGGCACUUUCCUUUGGGUGGCCUUAGUCUGUCAAAACCUUGAUAAGACACUACCGAGGCACGCCAUUAAGAAGCUAGAAGCAUUUCCUCCUGGACUGAAUGCUCUGUACGGUCGAAUGAUUGAUCAGGUUCGCGAGUCAGAAGAUGCUGAACUCUGCAAGCAAAUACUAGCUAUCAUGUCAACAGUGUAUCGGCCUAUCACGCUUAGCGAACUAAAAUCACUUAUUGAAGUGCCGGGUGCCGACUACGAUGAUGAUGAAUCCCUUUCGGAGAUCAUCGCAGUGUGUGGCUCGUUCCUGACAUUACGAGAAAGCACUAUCAUAUUCGUCCAUCAGUCCGCGAAGGACUUUUUACUCCGGGAGGCACUAAAUGAGAUACUUCCUGGAGGUAUGGGAGCUGAUCACCAUACUAUUUUCGCACGAUCUCUCGAAGUCAUGUCCAAGACACUUCGACGUGAUAUCUUUGAUAUCAAGUUGCCUGGAUUCCCGAUUAAGGAUAUCAGACAACCCAGCCCAAAUCCACUAGCAGCCGCACAAUAUGCGUGUGUCUAUUGGGUGGACCAUUUUCAAAGUAGCGAGCGCAAUGAAAUCUAUGAGCUGAGCCUUGAUGAGAUGGGUUGCGUGGAUGCGUUUCUACGGCAGGAAUACCUUCACUGGCUCGAGGCGCUUAGUAUUUUAGGACGUAUCUCAUAUGGUAUCCAAGCGAUGCAAGGCCCCUGA
This is a messenger RNA of Penicillium samsonianum, 1629 nucleotides long. RefSeq lists its product as uncharacterized. Lineage: Eukaryota; Fungi; Ascomycota; Eurotiomycetes; Eurotiales; Aspergillaceae. The transcript has 3 exons. The record is from RefSeq and is a predicted model, not a curated record. The coding region runs from base 1 to 1629 and encodes 542 amino acids.